GUGAAAUAUUGGAUCGAACAUCGUGCGUUCGUCACUGUUUUUGUUUCGUACAGUGCGUGUUUUACUUGGGUUCCUUUUCGAGCAAUAUUAGAAAGACAAAAAGCUACGGCAAAAAUUAAUGACUGUCGUCCGAUGAUGCUUGGCUCGUAAUCAGUCUUCUCGUUUUGCGUCACCCAUCUGUCGUUUCCUCCGUUGCAUUUGCAACUAAUACCGCAACCAGUAAGAGUGCCGGCGGAACCAUGUGUAAUCAGGCAGCUCGUGAAUACCUCCUACGGCUGCCAACGCAUGGUCUUUGUCGUUGAAAAACUUGUAGGCCGUCGCCUUGAUGUCGUCGGUCGUGACGGCAUCGAUCCGGCAAAAAGUCUCUGCGGGAGUCAUGCGGCGGCCGUAGUUCAGCAGGGAGCGACCGAUUUCCUCGGCUACGUUGUUGUGCCCGUCGAGGUUCGAGAGCAUGGCGGCCUUUAGGGAGACCUUGGCACGUUCGACCUCCUCGUCACCAACCGAGUGGACUAAUCUGAUGAGGUUGUUCAUGAUGUACCAAGAAGCAUCAUCGAUCUUGUUAUCGGGGCAGACGGCGUAGACACCAAAAAGACCMGUAUCUUUGUAGUGAGUGUUAAAGGUGUUGAGGGAGUAGCAGAGCUCGUUUUCAGCAACAUCCUGGCAGAGAUUGGAGGCGUAGUUGUGACCCAUGCCCGAGGCACGGUCAUAGGAGCCCAGCAGGAGCUGCAUGAGCAUAAGGGGAAAGGCGUACUCGGACGUCCAGGAAUCGGUGGGAAAGGCCACGGCCAUGUAUCCGACGUCCUCCGAAUUAAACUUCACACGGUAGUCACUCCCGGUGAAGGUGGCGGGUUCGUAUGAGGAGUCCGACGACAGGGCGUUUGGGCUUUCGGUGGGUAGGGCCCCGAAGCAUUCGCUUGCUAGGCCGCAUAGCUCGUCGUGGUCGACAGCUCCGGCCCCAGCUACAACCAUUCUCGGGGCCGUGUACUGGGUGGUGAUGUAGUCAACGAGCUGGUCCCGGGUGAGGGUUCGAAUGUUGUGUUCCGAUCCUAGAAUGGUGCGGCCGAGAGGGGUGCCCUGAAAGGCAGUGGCGUGAAGAUGAUCUAAGACCAGCUCCUCUUGGUUCUUGUUCACUUCCUCCAUCUCGCGGAGAAUGACCUCCCGCUCUCGCUCGAUUGCCUGAGGCUCGAGGUUGGAGUUGAGGAGAAUAUCGCUUAUGAUCUCCAUGGCCACCGGUACGUCCUUCUUGAAGACCUUCGCGAAGUAGGCCGUCUGCUCUCGGGACGUGUAGGCAUUGAGAUGUCCACCCAUGUUCUCGAUCUGUUCUUCCAGCUGCCUCUGUGUCCGCUUUGAAGUUCCUUUGAAGGCCAUGUGCUCCAAAAAGUGAGCGGCCCCAUUGUUGGCCUCCGUUUCGUAACGGGAUCCGGAAUCGAUCCAGACCCCGACUGUUGCAGUUUCCGCGCCAACCGUGGUUUCGCUACCGACCCGGAGUCCAUUCGGUAAAGUUGUCACGUCUGUCGUUGGGGCCUUGAGGACGUACGAUGGAAAGGAGGAGGACGCCGGCGAAGACUCAGACGCGGCCAUUGCGGAGAGUGCUCGCUUCACAGUCGGAUCAAGCAACGAAAAGUAGUUCAAGAUAGAACCAAACAAGGAAAGACAAAAAUGAGAUUUUUUGAUUGAAUAGGAAACGAAUUACUCGAAUUGGAUGCUAGCAAAUGGACAAAAUAAAGACAAUUCCAAUAAGCUAUCAUGUGCUCCGUUUUAUGGGUGUGCGUCUGUCUGCAUUUGUACGUAUCGGCAUUAUCGACAGCGUGACAAUUGGCAAAGCGAUUCCGCGUUUUCUUCUCCUUUGUGAUAUGACGGAACGAAGAACAGAAUCAUUCGUAUCGUUCUCAUCUUGGAUUCGUUUAAUGGCAACGCAAGUCACGCUACCAAGCCAUCUGUCAGUGAUGAUCUCUAACGAGUUGCACUGCACUGCACUACAUUGCGUUGCAUGGCAUCGAGUGGCGUUGUCUGCAUUUCGUCCCGAGAUAUUCCGACCGCGUGGCAUCAUGCACGCUGGAUUGGUUGGUAUUGGAUACCAUCAUGCCCCGAGCAGCAAAUCGAUAGGGAUUCGUUCUAUUUUGUUACAUCAAAUUCAUCCAAUCCCAUUCGUAGGUUUCGUUUCGUUUCGUUGCGUUGGAUCUUACCUUUCCGAGAGAAAGCGCACUACGACGCGAAGAUUGAGCUGUGGCAAGCAAUGACAUCUUGUUUUCAGUUUCGUUUGCUCUACGUCGACUGCGUUGUUGGUUGCCGACUGCAGUUGCGGAUUCGUAAUGGAUAUUAUUGCAGUAGCUUUAGUUGCUGCUGCUCUUUUUUGUCCAAGGUGCUGUGAUGUAUGGUUCGGUACAGUAGUUGUCUGCUGUUAUUACUGUUAGUCUAUUCGAGCGGUUGCCGAAAGGCGAAAGAGAAGUUGCUGUCUGGUCUCUUCAGUUCCAAUGGUUGUAGUACGAGUAGUACUCGUACGAAGUGUACCGCACGGUAUGGUAUCCAAAUAUUUUUGACUGUUUCCGUUUCGGUUCGAAGAAUCAUCUAGUGCAACGCCGCAAUUUGUUGUAGAGCGAUAGACAGACUUACAGAGACUGUACUGCAGUACUACAGGUACGUACGUACCUGGUACUAUGGAUUGUAAUGCUAGCUUCGUGUAUUUUCUGCACUUUGGAAUUGUUCGUGUCUGUCUGCCGUGAUUGCUCUUAUUCUUUCUCGUGUUCUCUCUUGGUUCUUCUUCUUCUUUUUCGAAUCAGAGCAGCUUGCAAAGAUUUUGUCUGGUUCAAAACAACCAUAUGGCGGCAACUGUAAAAACUUGUCUACGUAUGCUGUUAUGGAAUAUACGGUACUUACUUUACUACUGUACGGUACCAUCCUUGGAAAAGAAGGAACUCUGGUCUCACCCCAAAUCACGAGUGUACCUACGGUUAAGAGUUAAGAGUAGAUACAUACGAGUACGAGUACGUACAGUGUUGGUACGUACCCUACAAACAGCAGAUAACCCAAAAUAUUUUGGUCGCGUUGUUGACACCAAGGAAUAAUCGCGACGACAUUUUUCCAGGUACAAGUACUUACCGUAUGAUCGAUACCUACCGUACUAAUGUGAAAGAGUACCUUGCUGUAGCAGGAUGUUGAAGAGAUACGUCAGCGGCGAGAACCCUAACCAAAACUCUAACUCAUACUCGUACUCGUACGUACUCGUACCCAAUUGAACUGCCUAGUUGGAUUGCAUCGUUGUUCUUUGAAGUUCGUUACCACCGAUAAAUUCCUUUUCGAGAAUUGAAGUCGGAGGUACGUACCGGCAGUACCCCGUACUCUAAAUCCUAAGGAGAAUCAACCAAGAAAUACUUUAAACGAUCUGAACGCACGCGCUCGUAUCACCACGCAUCAGGCAUACGAUCUGCCAAUCACAGGCACGAGAUCAUGAUUCAUUCAUUCCAUUGGACGAUGGUGAUGAUUCAUUCAUUAUGUUUGUUCUUUUUUGACACCAUACGAUUGGCCUCUCGUAGAACAACUACUGAUAUACAGAUAGAAGUAGAAACGUGCUUUGUUUCUAGUGAAAUUUCUGAGAUUUUUGUCAAGAAUAUCGUAUUGCGGUCCGUACAAAUGGAUGUUCUUUUACCUCUUCAUCAAUCAUCGACGAUUAAUCCAUCCUUCGUCGAUAGGGAUUUUGUGGUGUACUCGUACUGGAAUGUUGUACUGUGAAGAUGUAAGAAGUGGGCCAUACGGUAAGGCACGGUUUGUCUUCAGAAUCAACACCACCUACCCUCCACCAGCAUUAUCGACGAGACUGUCUUGCUUUACGUGCAAUAGAAGUUUCUUCCAAGGUUAGUUUCGUCACCUAGCUUUCAUUUGGUUUUCGAACUUCGAUCGGUUUACACAUUUAUUCUUAAUAUAUCAGAAACGAAAACCUUCAUCUCACACAACAAAUCGAUCGAUUGUUUUCGAUUCUAUUACAUAGAAGGAGUAGCAUCAAAGGGAUAUCUCACCGAAUUGGGAACCAAAACAAAACAGGGUAGGGAAACUGAUACAGAAUCGUUCUUCCUCUAAUCGUACACACAGCAUGCAUAGAACAAAGAUGAACGACAACCGAGCUUUUUCUUCACCUGGACAAUCCGCUUCGGCAUCGCGACGAUUCCGAACGGCGCAGUUCACUUCGGUUGCAGCACUUGCCCUGUUGGCGGCAACCUCGACAAAUCGCGUAGAAUCCUUUUCUGCUAAGAUCCAUAAGAACCAUAGACCCGGAUUUGAACCAUCACAACAUGAGCAGCCUGGAGCCGGAUUGACUGUGAUCUCGCACAUGCGAUUGUCACAUCGACGAACGGUCUCCUCCUCCUCCCUGCAGUCCACUUCCGAAACGAAGAGCGGAAUCGAUUCCUCAAUAGCAGCCACAAAUACUACCGUAGCUAACCAGGCAUCGGUUGCUAAAGCCGAGCGCGCCUGGACCCUUGCUCCAAUCAGUGCCGAGAACGACAUGUCCCUUAUGGAUGCUAUGGCGGACUCUGAACUCCAAAGCGACGAAACCGAAAUUUCGCUUAUGUCCAAGCUGACCAGUGCCGAUGUCCUCGGCCCACUGUUCACAAUCGCUUUUGUGAUUGUCUUUUUGUGCAACACACUGCUGAAUAGCGGCGAGAUCUCGGACACCUUCCUGGCCAUGGAUCUCCACCAGAAGCUAAACGUUCUGUCGAAAAUCUCCUGGUUCCCAGGCCAGUUUCAGGAGGCCCAGCUGGUUGUGGCUCUGGUAAUGGCCUUUUCUGCCUUUGCUCAGGCUCUCACUGGAUUUGGUUUUGCCGUUGUGGCAGUAGGGGCCAUGAGCAGCAUGCCGUGGCUCCUGCACAGCGAACUCUUCGGGGUAAUCACACCGGUUGCUGCCACCCUCGGUGCACUAGUGGGGUUUAUCUUGCUGAUUCCAUACGCCUUUACUGAGACCGUAACGGAGGAGGAACCCGGGUUGGAGUGGGACCAGAUCUUGCCCCUUCUGAUCCCCUGCACCGUGCUGACUCCAGUUGGCAUCCAGCUAAACAAUAUGGUCGAUCCCUUGUUGGCGACGAGGGUCCUAGCUGCCCUCAUUAUGGGCUUUGUCGGGUAUAAGCUGGUGCCGACAAUUCAGGACGCCCUAAGCAGUGACGAAAGCAUGGCCGACAACGAAAUUACUUCCCUUGUCGCCACGGAACCUGAACCAACCGACGGAUUUUUACAGUCCCAGACGGCCGCGAUUUUGUUUGGUAGCGCCGCGGGGAUUUUUGGGGGUGCCUUUGACGUCCAGGGUCCGCCACUCUGCGUCUACGGAGACGCCAAGGGGUGGUCCCCAGCGCGGUUCCGAAACAACGUCCUCGCAGUUGUUUGCCUGAACUCUGCUCUGGUGGUUGCCAUUGACGCAGCACAGGGAUCACUGGGGGGAUUCUAUUACAGCUACUUCUGUCUCACGUCCCUUCCGGGAGUUCUCCUGGGCAUCGUAGCCGGUCAGUGGGCCAGCGAACGGAUCGACCCCGUCCUCUUCAAGAAUCUGGUGUUGGUCAUGUGUCUGGGGCUCGGUCUCCAGCUACUUACGGUGUCGUAGCGAAGUAAGUCGAUAAUGCAACGAAUCUUCGAAAAAGAAAACUUGCAAGUCCUUCUCAGCAUGAAAAGUUCUAUUCCGCUCUACGAAGCAUUUUUGUAACAGGUAUGCAUAUGUGUAUGCUUGUAUAAAAUCAGUUAUUGUAAACUACCGCAAACGUUUGUUUGUCUUUAUCAAGAAGUAAUAAUAGAUAUCAUUAAAAUCA
Molecule: messenger RNA, 5786 nt
Organism: Pseudo-nitzschia multistriata
Lineage: Eukaryota; Bacillariophyta; Bacillariophyceae; Bacillariales; Bacillariaceae
Source: the annotation of a GenBank genome assembly